AUGGAAACUUUGCGCCCAGCAUGCACCAUUGGCCCCGGGUACACCACCUCAGCAACGUGCCGAAGCUCAAAGGAUUUCCCUGUCUUGGGCUUGCGCACUCAGGGCCCUAUUCUUACACAUAACCAGGUGCCAGCAGCUUCCUCGGGGAGCACCGCCAAGCUACUUUUCCGGACUACCAUCUCCGAGAUGGGAAUGGACAUCUUGAACUUUGAGUCCUUUGGUCGUGCGGAGUCGGUCUGCUGUUCCCGAUCACGUCCCUUGCUUCGAAUGGAAGAAUACGAGCUUAGCUGCGAACUUGGUCUCAAUACACAAGAUCAAUAUACUGAUGCUCGCAUGAAUUUUCCCUCGUGGCUUUUCACCGAAGGAUUGGAUUGGAUCCCGCGAAAGUAUAGACAGAUGAUUCCUUUUGCUUCCCAUCUAUACGAGCUCGCAGGCAAGAGGCUCCCAUGA
This is a messenger RNA of Penicillium verrucosum, 450 nucleotides long. RefSeq lists its product as uncharacterized. The transcript is spliced from 2 exons. Bases 1 to 450 code for a protein of 149 amino acids. The record is from RefSeq and is a predicted model, not a curated record. Lineage: Eukaryota; Fungi; Ascomycota; Eurotiomycetes; Eurotiales; Aspergillaceae.